GGCGUUUCGGUGGGGGCGGGGGGAGAUGAGCGUACUGCUCCCCAAUAUGGCAGACUUCGACACUAUCUAUGAGCUGGAGGAGGAGGAGGAGGAGUCCGAGCCGGUGGUGAGGAGCCAGGAGCUGCCCCGGCCCCGAGACGCGCCAGACCCCGUGGCGGUACGGGGCGCCGGGCACAUCACCGUGUUUGGCUUGAGCAACAAGUUUGACACAGAAUUUCCCUCUGUCCUGACAGGAAAGGUUGCUCCAGAAGAAUUUAAGACUAGUAUCAGCCGUGUGAAUGCGUGUUUAAAGAAGAAUCUCCCUGUCAAUGUAAAAUGGCUGCUUUGUGGCUGUCUGUGCUGCUGCUGCACCCUGGGUUGCAGCCUGUGGCCUGUUAUCUGUCUUAAUAAAAGAACUAGAAGAUCAAUUCAGAAGUUGCUAGAAUGGGAAAAUAACAGACUAUAUCAUAAGCUUGGUUUGCACUGGAAGCUGAGUAAAAGGAAAUGUGAAACUAGCAAUAUGAUGGAAUAUGUAAUACUAAUAGAAUUCUUACCAAAAUAUCCCAUAUUUCGACCUGACUGAGGAACAGUAUUCAGUCUUUCAUGUUACCUGCCAUUUCCUACUCUUAGUGCCUUGUAGCUGAUUUUGAAAAGAAGAUGGUCUACUUUGCUGUGACUUAAAAAUGUUAUUUGGUAGAAUAUCUUCCUUGCUAUGUUAUUUUCUUUUGUUUAAGAAGAAAACAAUUUGCACAAUUUUUAUGUUAAAUGAGGCUUCUAUGUUGCACUCUGAAUUUUUAACGUUAACAAUAACAGAUAUAGUUGCCACUAAGGAUCUAACAUCAGUGCUGCUUAAAACUUGUUCUGAGCAUGCUGCCUUAUUAAUUUCCAUACUCACUGUUUCCCACAUGUACAUCCUAACGCUGUAUCAUAUUGUAUUUCAUUCUAAAAUCACAUUUCUAUAAAUCCUCAAUAGAAACAUCCAAGUAAGCUUCCAGUAGUUAGCAAUGAUUUUACUAUAACUUGCUUGCAUAGGACUUGCAAUUAACAGCACUGGUUUUGUCCCGCACUUUGCAAAAUCAUCACUUACAUUAGAGGGUUAAUUAUUUUACCCACUGUGGAUUUGUAAAUAGUGCCUCGUUGCAUAAUGUAAAGUGUGGUAUGUCAAGGUUUACAGAAUGUAAUAUAGCUCUGAUUGUAUUGCCAACAGUUCUACGUAGAUUUAUUAAUGACAUUUAUUAGCAUCCUGAUUGUAUGGACCCAUUCAUAUGCCAUAUUUAUGGUAAAGCCAUAAUGAGUUUGUACAUACUAUCAGAUGUAGGGCUCAGAUGCACUUUGUUAGUAAAUGGAUGAAAAAUGCACAGCAUUUCUGUGUUUCUUCAGAGAGUUUUCAGGUGUCUUGGUUAGUACCUGAAAUAAGGAAUCUUAAGUAUUCUCAACUUUUGGAAAAAUUGUAUUUGUGGAGUAGACUGCAACUAAUAUAUAAUCAGACUAUCCUAAAAGCCUAUUUUUAAGACACAAAUAUAUGAAAGUCAGGAAAAAACGCGUUUUUUAAAAAAAAAGCAAAGAAGCAAAUUUCAAGUAAUUGGACCAAAUUGUUAUAACUAAAGCCAACUACUUGGGACAGGUAAAUCAAUACAGAAGAAACAUUAAACUUAUUAUUUUUAUAGCACAGUGGUACCUGAUAUUAUUUUUUACAUAUUAAGUAGUUAACUAAAACUGCACCCUUUCCAGAAUGAAAAAGGAGCAGCAUACAUAGUGUCAAACAGAAUAACAGAGAACCACAAAACAGCCGUUUGAUGUGAGCCAUGAUGAGUUGAUAUUUGCCUCAAGGAGCUUUAUCCUAACUUAGUGUCCAGGCAUUGCGUUACAGUUAUUUGGAUUCUUUGUGAUGCAGUUUGGUGCCUAAGUUUUCCAGUUCCAGAUUGAUUUUAGACUUUCCUCUGAAAUAUUAAUCCACACCGAAAAGGGAGGGUACAAACCCUGGUUGGAUUUGAAGAAAGCAUUUGUUAAACCAUUGAAUUUAAAUAGCUGCAGUUGACAUGACUUCUAGCAGACUGUUUCACAGGCAUGUAGUCUUGUUGAGUCAAAUUCUUCAUCCUUUUUGUUGCUCAGCUGCGGAACAAGAAACUCCUGUACUUGGGAUGUAAUUUCCAACCACAGCUGCCAAGAAUGAUGCUUCAAGCUGAGAAAUUUGAAUGCUGAAAUGGAUUGUCAGCUUAGUAGACAGGUUUCAGUUCACGUUAGUAGAUCAGUGUCAGCUAACUAACUGCAUUUUAAAACACUGGAAUGUAAGUACUUUAAAAAAAUCUACUUUAAAAAAAUCUACAAUAAUAUCUGACUAUAAACUUAGCUGAAACUUUUUUAUUACAGAACUACAAAAAGCAUACUUAGACACAUUUCAACAUAAUAUGGCACUAAGGGUGGGAAGCAGAGGGAAUGCUUAAAGACUCGGAGAAAAUAGAGUGCAAAACAGAAUUGGAAUAGCAUGCUUAAUUUUAUAUUCAUUUCUGUUAAAACAGGAUUCUGGGCAGAAAGUGUUGCUAAUAAAAGAAUAAUUGUAAGCAUUUUUAAUACCUUAAAAUCUUAAGUAAUAGAAGCUUCUUACUGUUAUGCUAGAGGUUGUUAAUAAUUAUUCCCUCUCAUUUUUGUUAACCAACAAACCAGAAAGCACAUCACGCUCUUUAUUUCCUUCCCUCGUUUGAGUGACUAUAUUUUCAGAAUGUUCCUCUGCAGCUGAGGGGACAAGAAAGCCAAUGAGAGUUUGAUGUCAUGAGUAGUAGUGAAUACUCUUUAGUCUCAUAGUUAUUAGCAGUCCUUCCCCUUAAACCCAAGUCUGUGUCUGACCUUAGGAUAUGCAGGUUAGAAUUGUUCCAUCUGAUUUAUAACACAUUUUUGUGAAACGCUGUGCCAGGCUGAGAGAAAAUACCAUCAGCUCUCCCCAGUUAGACAGUAUGUUCAAUGGGUCAUUAAUUUAGAAGACUUGCACUUGUAUCUGUAUGAAAAUGACACGUUUAGGAACAUGAAUUCUAUAGGGGUUGUUUGUUUUUUGGAAAUGUCAGAUUACAAAUUGUUUAAUCUUCACCCCCAUUAAUAUUUAGUUCAAAAAUGGGCACCUAAAUUUUGCCCAGUUAUGAGGCAAUACUAGCAAAUAUCCUGGAGCAUGAGAGCCAAGACAGCUGAUUACAGCAAACUUCAUCUGAAUAAAGAGGUAAUUUUGGAUUGUGUUACAAAUGCCAGCAUUCAAAUGACAUAGAUCAUUUUUUUCAUUUAAAGAUAAAGGCAGCCACAGGGGUUGCUUUAGAUUGUGGGCUGCAUUCUGCCGACAGGUUCUAUUUUGACUACCAUUUGCUUUAAUACAUGAAUAUUCAUCUGAUAGUUUUCAGUCUUUUAAAAUCUGUAUUACCUUAAAAGCUAUAAGUAAAUAUGAAUUUUGUAAAAACCUAUCCAUGAUGAGUAAUUAUGAAUCAGAGAGGGUCCAUAGCGAUACAACAAAGAGUAGCGGUAACAAAGUUUAAUGCAAAUGGAAAGGAAAGUGCCUUGACUGGUUCAAAUGAAAGAGAAAAUGCUGGGCAGAGGGGGAGAAAAGGGAACCAGUUUAAGUGAAUAUCUGUAAACGUAAUUUGCCACAAAUUUCCUGAAAAGCACGUCUGGAAACAUUGUUUAGUUUAAGUUUUGUCAGAAUACUUUGAUCGUUGUUUUCUUUUCCAGACUUCUGUAUUAGGAAAUGUCACAGUAUUAUAGAAUAUUGGCAGAGAAGGAAAACUCUGAUAUACUGGCUUUAAAAUGACUCUCUUGAGAGUAGUUUCAUGCUGGCCUAAAGAAAUAUAAAUGUAUAUGAACAUGUGUAGAAAGUUUAGAUUUGAUUAUGUAUGAGACUAGAAACAAAAUACAUUUUUGCUAAAUUUAGUGUAGUCUUGAUAAAGUUCACAUGCUCAUCUUGAUAAGUACAGAAAUCUGUAUGCAAAAACAUGAAUAUGCGUGUAUUAGUGUCUCCUGACAUCUGUUUACUGCAUUUAUCUAUAAACAUUAGCGUUUGAGCAAUAACAAUGUCAAACAGUUAAUAUUCAAUGUAAAUAGUUCUGACCAUUUUAGUAAACAAUGUUGUCUGAUAUUCCUGUUCUGCAAUCUUUGUUUUUGUUGUUUUGUUUUUGGUGUUUUUAUGAAAGUGUAACAUUAUUUGUAACUCAUCAGAAAUCUGUUUUUGUUUAAGUUGUAUGAAAGGAUUUUUAAUUGAGUCCUUAACAUUUUUAUUCUGUUUACAAGUAAAUAGCCACUUUUUUUAAUAGGACCUCAUACCUUGAAGUUUUUUGAAUAAAAUCCUAAAUAAGCUUUGUCUUUACAAUUUACUGCAUUGACCUGUGCCAUUAAAGAAGCUGGAAGUCAAA
This is a messenger RNA of Mauremys reevesii (Reeves's turtle), 4364 nucleotides long. RefSeq names its product cysteine rich hydrophobic domain 1 (gene CHIC1). Lineage: Eukaryota; Metazoa; Chordata; Testudines; Geoemydidae. The record is from RefSeq and is a predicted model, not a curated record. Bases 26 to 562 code for a protein of 178 amino acids. The transcript is spliced from 6 exons.